This is a messenger RNA of Racocetra fulgida, 189 nucleotides long. The record is from the annotation of a GenBank genome assembly. NCBI's taxonomy places the organism in Eukaryota, Fungi, Glomeromycota, Glomeromycetes, Diversisporales, Gigasporaceae.
AUGAAAACUUCCACUUCUCAAGAUCAAGGAUCAAUACAAAAGAUAUCAUUCUUUUCUGAGAAUACCACAUCUUUUUCACAUGAACAAAAAACUAUUCAAUCGGAAUCGCAUAAUGAAACAGGACUAUUGCAAAAUAUCGAGGAAUCCAAGAAAACUUUACCUGAAACGAAUUCAAAAGACUUAACCGAG